AUGGUCUCAGUGCCCGAGCUCUUCACUCAUUCUGUUCAUAACAACAAAUUCUAUUUAAAGAGAGUUGAGAGAGCGAGGAAGUCCGAUUGCCCACAUCAACUAGUUUCCUUUGCAGAUCAAAGCUUAUGUGAGUUUGAAGCUCCAAAAUCAAUGGCUGGAGAUGUCAUAAGGGCACAUUUAAUAAGAAAUGGGAUUGUGAAUUCCUACAUAAAAUGGAUCUACCAUGGUGAGGAAGAAUUGGAGGAAGAAAUAGAAAAUAAUGAGGACGUCCCAUACGAGCAUGACGACUUGGGAGCAGGAUUGCAUGAUGCAACUGGUGUUGAAUUUGUUAAUAUUGGCUCUACAUAUGAGUUUAUUGUAGAUAGUCGACCUGCUGCUGAACAAGCUCGUUAUGAGAAACUAUAUGAAGCUUUGAAUAGUCCUUUGUUCAAGGGAUGUGAAAACUCCUCUGCCUUAACUUGUGUUGUGAAGUUAAUGAACAUAAAAGUCCUAAACAAGUGGAGUGAUAGUUCAUUUGAAAUGUUGUUAAAAUUCUUACAUGAAUUACUGCCAAAGGAUAAUAAUUGUCCUACAAACUACUACGACGCAAGAAAGCUACUAUGUGAUGUUGGUUUAGGUUAUGAGAACAUUGAUAUUUGUCAAUACGAUUGUGCUCUAUUUCAUGGCGAACAUGCCACUGUUGGAUAUGUUCGUAACGAAAUUCCGCACAAGCGGCUGCGGUACUUUCCUAUCACUCCUCGCUUGAAGAGAUUCUUUAGUUCCCGACAUACAGCUAAAGAAAUGCCCUGGCAUAAAGAAAAACGUCUUGAAGAGUUUGGGGUGUUACGUCACCCAGCUGAUGGAAAGGCUUGGAAACAUUUUGAUGAACUAUAUCCUGAGUUUGCUGCAGAUUCAAGGAAUGUACGAAUGGGGUUAGCCUCAGAUGGUUUUAACCCAUUUAGUCAUAUGUCCACAACACAUAGUAUGUGGCCAGUCAUUUUGUUGCCUUAUAACAUGCCACCUUGGCUUUCAAUGCAUAAGAGUAAUUAUUUGCUGACCUUGUUAAUUCCAGGUCCAAAGUCUCCUGGUAAAGAAUUUGAUGUCUUCUUAGAGCCACUUGUUGAUGAGCUAAAAAUGUUAUGGAAUAAUGGAGUCGAAGCAUUUGAUGAGUACUCCAAAUCAAAUUUCACUCUUCGUGCUAUGGUAAUGUGGACAAUUAGUGACUUUCCUGCAUAUGCUUACUUGUUAGGAUGGAGCACUAUGGGUAAAUUGGCAUGUCCAAUAUGUCUUGAAGAUACACGAUUUAAAAGAAUUCGAGGUAAACAAUGUUAUAUGGGUCAUCGUUGCUACUUAAAUAGAACACACACAUGGCGAAGGAGUACAGACUAUGAUGGACAAACAGAAUAUAGGCAGGCACCUCGACAAUUUUCUGGUGAUGAUAUUUUGUUACAAUUAGAAAAGGUCCCUAUGAUAACCACUGGUAAAGCACCUAAUAAUCUUGAUAGAAAGCGUAAGCGUGGUGUUGAUGAAUUCAAUUGGUCCAAGAAAAGUAUAUUGUUUGAGCUACCAUACUGGUCAAAGUUAUUGUUGCGCCAUAAUCUUGAUGUCAUGCACAUUGAAAAGAAAUGUGUGUGA
This is a messenger RNA of Cannabis sativa, 1614 nucleotides long. RefSeq lists its product as uncharacterized. Lineage: Eukaryota; Viridiplantae; Streptophyta; Magnoliopsida; Rosales; Cannabaceae. Bases 1 to 1614 code for a protein of 537 amino acids. The transcript has 3 exons. The record is from RefSeq and is a predicted model, not a curated record.